UAAGACGCUGGUCGCGAUGGGUGGUUUCGCAGCCUUGGCGCGACUUUGCUCUUAUUUGCUCAAGCCCUUCGGCGGUUGGUGGACCGCCACCUGAAAGGUACCAGAUGGUCCCGUCUCCGGACGCAUUUAUGAAAAGCAGGCGUGAGUGCUCACAUGACCGGCCGGUCCCCCUCUGAGUCACGCAGUCUAGGUGAUCCCAGGUCAUCCGCCCAGCUCAGUCUCAGUUCCCCCCGCAGCUUCGUAGCUUCCGAGUUUGGGUUCCUUGCAGCUGUCGAACAGAACAAGCACAGCCCCCAGUCCGGUAAAGAUGGGUGCCACCAUGCUGCAGACCGCCGGCUUUGCCCUCGGCCUGUUGGGCGUAAUCGCGGUCAUCGCCGCCACGGGCAUGAACAACUGGAGCAGCCAGGACAGGGAGGGGGACGUGGUGACCUCCGUCUACAUCUACAAGGGCCUGUGGCAGACCUGCGAGGUGGCCACCUCGGGGUUCACCGAAUGCAGACCGUUCUACACCAUCAUCGGCCUGCCAGGAACCUUCCAGGCAGUGAGAGCCCUGAUGAUCGUCGGCAUCGUUAUGGGGGCGAUCGCCGUCCUCAUAUCCAUUUGCUCUCUGAAGUGCAUUAAAAUGGGGAGCACAGAGGAUGGGACCAAAGCCAACAUGACCCUGGCGUGUGGGAUCAUGUUCAUCAUUGCAGGCCUCUGCGCUAUUGCCGGAGCUUCUGUCUACGCGAAUCAGAUCGUGUCCAGCUUCAUGAUGACCACAUACAACAGUGGAUACGGUGGCGGCAUGGGUGGAGGCAUGGGUGGCAUGGGUGGCGGCAUGGGUGGUAUUGGAGGGACACUAACACCCAGGUACACGUUUGGCCCCGCCCUAUUUGUAGGCUGGGUAGGAGGGGCAGUGCUGUUCAUUGGUGGGAUUUUAGGGUGCCUAGCCUACAGAGGGCUGGUGCCAGAUAAGUCACGCUUCAAUGCCGUGGCUUACAAAGCUCCCGCCCAAGACAGGCCAGUCUAUGAGCACAGUGAAGGAGGCCGACACGACAACCAGAAAUACGUUUAAGUCCUGAGCAGCCUUCUGUAACUUGUAUACGAGACAAAACUGGGUUAUUGUAAUAUUGACUGUCAUAUGAACAUCUGGUUUUCCCAUUGUCGUUAAUGAAUACAAAUACAGGUCUGUGAGAUUUGAAACAUUUGCGUGUGUUCAGUAAGAAAAAACCACCUAGGGUUAAAGCUGGCUUUUUAAAAAAUAUUAUCUUUCUCUCGUACUCAAUUAUAUUCCAUUUUAUGUUAUAUUGCUUAUUAAUUCAUAAUUUGUUUUACAUUUAAAUUAUAGUUUUAGUUUUUACAAGUGAAGCCUUUUAGAAAAUGCCGAAUAGUUUUAUUUAACAUGCGCAAUUAAAAAAAAAAAAAAAUCUGUCAUUUUUUCAAAUGUAUAGUGAAAAUGUGUUUUUUUAUUAUCAUGUUACAAACAGAUAUAUAAUCAUUUUUGAACUUAGAUAUCAUCAUCAAUUCCAUCUUCAUUGAACACAGAAUUAUCUCACAUUUCAAAAACAAUGUGUUUAAUUACAACCAAACUACUCUUAUUUACAUGUAAAGGCAGAAACAUAUAUGGAAUGAAAGUUUUAUUUGGCCAAACAGCCAGGCUGCGACUGAGUACAUGAAUUUAUUUGAACAAUUCUGCAUUAAAUUCUCUUCAGUAUUUGCCAAAAUUUGUUGAAACAAUACACAAGCAUGAACUGUAACACAAACUGGAACUACAUGACAGAGAUGUAAAUUGUCACUUAUUUUUCUUUUGCUAAUUCCCUACGAACAAGCCUUUUCUAUGUUUGUUCUAUGAAAAAAAAAAAAUUAAAUUUAGUUUGAAUGCUUGUUAAUCAGUCAUUCAUUUAACGAUAUUUGGGUUAUUACAGGGAUUAAUUCUGAAGGAUUUUAUUUUCAAAUAGGCAAUUGUCAAGUAAACAGAAAAUGAAAUAGUUUUCUAACAGAAAACUAAAAAAAGUUUAUCUUGGAUUCAAGUUGUUUUGUACUGCUGAUGCAGAGUUUAGGCUGAUGUAGGUUUUAAAUAUUCACAUGCUUUUGUAGCCUACCAAAAACAGAAGUACCAUUUUUAAAUCAAUGAAGUGUAGUCAACAUCUAUUGUUUUUUUUUUGCGUUAUUCAUGCCAUAUUGUCUUUUGCAAUUAUACACAACACAAUACAGAGGUGCAAAAUAAACAGAAGUAUGCAAUGUAUGCAUAUAAACCUUUUUUACUUGAAUUUUUGUUCACCUCUUUAAAUAAUAAAGAUUUUUCACAGAUCAA
Messenger RNA from Anguilla rostrata (American eel), 2293 nucleotides. RefSeq names its product claudin 18 (gene cldn18). Gene Ontology annotation, cellular component: plasma membrane; bicellular tight junction. NCBI's taxonomy places the organism in Eukaryota, Metazoa, Chordata, Actinopteri, Anguilliformes, Anguillidae. Gene Ontology annotation, biological process: bicellular tight junction assembly; cell adhesion. The record is from RefSeq and is a predicted model, not a curated record. The transcript is spliced from 5 exons. Bases 308 to 1054 code for a protein of 248 amino acids. Gene Ontology annotation, molecular function: structural molecule activity.